Messenger RNA from Bathycoccus prasinos, 1923 nucleotides. RefSeq lists its product with no specific name. Gene Ontology annotation, cellular component: nucleus. The transcript has a single exon. The record is from RefSeq and is a predicted model, not a curated record. Gene Ontology annotation, biological process: peptidyl-lysine monomethylation. Gene Ontology annotation, molecular function: protein binding; protein-lysine N-methyltransferase activity. The coding region runs from base 1 to 1923 and encodes 640 amino acids. NCBI's taxonomy places the organism in Eukaryota, Viridiplantae, Chlorophyta, Mamiellophyceae, Mamiellales, Bathycoccaceae.
AUGAUGUAUGCUACUACUACUACUACACUCGUCGUCCCGUUCACGGAUGAAGUCGGUUCCCCGCAUUGGCAGCGCAAGAUGGAAAUGUUAACCGAAUGCGAGACGACGAAUUAUAUCGAUUUAACGACCGCGAACAGUUGCGAAAUGCUCCUCAGAGCGUGCAGGAUUUCUUGUUUGGAUGAGAAAGAGAUGUAUUUUGAACCGAGAGAGACGUGGGGGAAAGUCAUUCUCGGGGACAAAGGAGAAAGGAUCGCUUUUGAACAACAACAACAACAACAACAGAAUUCGCCGCCAACAACCUCCAAUAACAACAAAACUUUUUUCGUAUCGCCGAGAAACGAGACGUCAGCGCACGCCAUGGCGCAGACUCUGUUGAUGCCAGCAAACGAGAACGAAUGUAAUAACAAUAAUAGCAAUAGCAGCGAGGAAUAUCCGCUACCACCGCUAGAGUUACGACAGCGCGUUUUAGAACAGUUGAGAAGUAUUCGAGUACAGACGCUCGAGAAAGACGCGAAGGACUUUGAAGACAUCGAACGAGCGAGGAGGCAAGGAAUUCCCACAUCCACGUCGGCAUCAGUGGUUUGUAAGAUUGAAACGAAAGGGUAUGCGGUAGCUUUAACGAAGUGGGCCGCUUCACAAGGCAAAGAUGCGAACGUGUCUAAGGUUGCACCGUGUUUACUUUCUUCCAUGAACGACGCGAGGGGUUUAUGCGCGACCGAAGAUAUUCGGGCCGGCGAGAACAUAUUAGAAAUUCCACGACGAAUGCUUUUAGACGCGGGGACGAUAUGUAUCAGCGAACAAGGACCAUUUGGUGACUUAUUAAGAAUACUAGAACGGUGCGGUGCGGAUACCAUCAUGACGUUGUGGAUUAUGAAGGAGCGAAUGAAAAUGAAGACGAAACAAGAGACGUUUUGGAGCUUAUAUUUCCUUUCGCUUCCAGAUGGGAGUCAAAAGCUGACGCCGUUAUCUUGGCCUGAAGAUAUUGUGAGAGUCGGUCUAGGUAACACGCCAAUUUUUGAAACCGUCAUGCAUGAGAGACAGAAAGUGCGCAAUGGCUACGACGCUUUACUGCCUUCGCUUUUAGCCAAUUGCCCGGAAUCAUUUGAAGGAAACCAGGAAGAGUUUUGGUCCUACGACCAGUACAUUUCUGCGUUAGAAUUGUGGAUGUCGUAUGCAAUGACUGUGAAACCGGUGCAUAAUUCUGAUUCGGGAACAAUCGAUGUCUUAUCGCCAGUGGCUUUCUUUUGUAAUCACGGGAUCUAUCCGCACUGCGUGCACUACUCCCAGUUGCGACUCUCGGACGAGUGUUUGGUAUUUCCAGCUAUGCGAGACAUUGAGAAGAACGAAGAGAUUAUGCUUUCCUACGGCGCGAAAUCCAAUGGAGAACUCUUGCUAUUCUAUGGAUUUUGCAUAGACGAUAAUCCGUACGAUUCGAUCGAUAUCACCUUAGAUUUCGAUUCGCUGAACGGUGUGGAAAAACCAGAAGUACGAAAGAGAAGAGAAGAGCUUUUGGUAAAACACGAUUUGACGCUCAAUCACGCGAUACGUAAGAACGCAGAGUUACCAAUAGAUUUAAUAGCUACUAUUCGCAUUCUAUGUUGCGAAAAAGAGCUCGUGUUUCUCUACGAUGGCGAUCCGAAAGCGAGAGAGAUUUCGAUGUUAUCUGAGUCGAAAGCGAGCGACGCGCUCUUCACGGCUUUGAGCGCGAUACGAAGUAGCAUGUCGAGUGCAGACGCGAUAGAGCAUCGGGCGCCGGAGGAAUGGCGCGCAGCAAAUCAACACUACUUGAACGAGUGUAAAAAAUAUAUUAGAGGUUUGUUUCAAACGAUUGAUGUGGCGUUAGAACAAGUUUCGAUGUGGCGCCAAACGAGCUCGCUCGCGGCGAAGAAAUUAGGAAAGCGAACCCACCGGGACUUCCUUUAG